AUGGCAUGGGUGGGACCAUACUUUCCCUUCUACUUGACGGGAGGCGUCCGCAUUGCAACUCAGACGAUGACCAGCUUGAAGGCGGCCAAGAAGCGGUGCCAGGAGCUGCAAGACUGCGGAGGCAUAACGGGAUACUGGAAGGCGGCGAGCAUGCCUGAGCUUGAGUGGCAGUGGGAGCUGCGAGGAAGGAACAGUCAGAGGAACGAGAUGUGGGUGCAGCCAUCGAAGCGAUGUUGUUCAAGGAGCUUUCAAGGAAUGCUUCCUCUUUUUUACAUCAACUUGGCGUACAGAUCCGAUAGGCGAGAGAACCUGCUGUCGUACUUGGCAGGAAAAGGAGUUGACGUCGAGGAGCAUGUAAUCCGUCAGAACGGUGUCAAUAGGAGUCUUUUUUCCAACGCCACAGAAAUCAUCACGAAACUGGAAGGCUUGUCCGUCUCCGAAGAGGACUUUUGGAGUCAUUUCAAGGUGCAAGGGAAGUUUCCAGACAUUGAAAGCAAUCUAUACAAGGGCAGGAUUGCGAGCUGGAUUGUUCAUCGGAUGGUAUGGAAAAGAAUUCUCAGCAUCCGCCAUGAACAUGAGUGGUAUAUCAUCGUCGAAGAUGAUGUCAAGAUGAUCGACGAUGUCGAUGCUCUCAUGGAAAAAUUGAGUUUGACGACAUGCUUACAUCCGUCAGUUGAAAUCAUCUACCUCACGGGGCGUCAAGUGCCAAAUUUCUUUCCUGGCAACGUGGUGAGUUACCUGGGUGUGGACGCAUACGUGGUCUCUGCCAAGGUCAUCAAGAAGCUACUCGACAACACUGUGUUGGGUGACCCCAAGAUCAACUCUCUCGGCAUCGACACUUACCUCUCCACUCUUGUCCGAAGAGGAGUGAUCGAUGCUCGAAUGAUAGAAGGAGGGAACGCUUUUGUGAACAGCUGGAGGGAGUUUGCAUCUGACAUCAUAGUGAAGGACAAGCCGUGA
This is a messenger RNA of Guillardia theta CCMP2712, 960 nucleotides long. RefSeq lists its product as hypothetical. NCBI's taxonomy places the organism in Eukaryota, Cryptophyceae, Pyrenomonadales, Geminigeraceae. The record is from RefSeq and is a predicted model, not a curated record. The transcript is spliced from 2 exons. Bases 1 to 960 code for a protein of 319 amino acids.